CGCGCGGGCCGGACGCCGCGAGUCUUUGACUGUGCGGCGGCGCGGGGCGCGGGCUGGAGCCAUGCAGGGCGGCGACUUCAAGCUGCCCUCCAAGCGGCCGCGCGGCGAGGGCAGCCCCAGGACCCCGACCCGCACCCCGCCCGCCGGCGGCGGCGACGGGUCUCCGGGUGGGCCCAGGCUGCCCCCGGAUUACCGCGUGUGGGACUCGGAGCAGGUGUGCCUGUACCUCAGCAGCCAAGGUGUCGAUGAUCCCGCGCUGCUGAGGCGCUUCCAAGAAAGUCAGAUCAAAGGCUCAGAACUGCCCCUUAUUGAUGAGUUUCGCCUUGAAAAUCUCGGAGUAAGUUCUUUGGAAAAGAGAAAGGAUUUAAGAAAAAUAUUACAACAAGUGAAUCAAUACCAAAAUCAAUGCCAUGCUGAUAUAAUGAAGGUAAUUAAUGACCCUGUCCAUGGCCACAUUGAACUUCACCCUCUCCUCAUACGAAUCAUUGACACUCCUCAGUUUCAGCGGCUUCGGUAUAUUAAACAGUUGGGAGCUGGUUACUAUGUUUUCCCAGGAGCUUCACACAAUCGAUUUGAACACAGUCUAGGUGUAGGAUAUCUUGCAGGUUGUCUAGUUCGUACGCUGCGUGAAAAACAGCCAGAGCUGCAAAUAAGUCAUCGAGAUAUGCUCUGUGUUCAGAUAGCUGGGCUUUGUCAUGAUCUUGGUCAUGGUCCAUUUUCUCAUAUGUUUGAUGGAAGAUUUAUUCCACUUGCUCGCCCAGAUGUGAAGUGGACGCAUGAACUAGGCUCAGUUAAGAUGUUUGAGCACUUAAUAAAGUCUAAUGGACUCAACGAUGUCAUGCAAUACUAUGGACUUGUCCCUGAUGAAGAUAUUUGCUUUAUCACGGAACAGAUUAUAGGACCACCUUAUCCACCAACGGAAUUGUGUCCUUGGCCAUACAAAGGGCGUCCUAAAGAGAAAGGCUUCCUUUAUGAAAUAGUGGCUAAUAAAAGAAAUGGCAUUGAUGUGGACAAAUGGGAUUAUUUUGCUAGGGACUGUCAUCAUCUUGGAAUAAAAAAUAGUUUUGAUUAUCAGCGUUUUAUUAAAUUUGCCCGUGUCUGUGAAGUAGAGGAUGGAAAGCAUAUUUGUACAAGAGAAAAGGAGGUUGGGAAUCUUUAUGAUAUGUUCCACACACGCAACACCUUGCAUCGUAGAGCUUAUCAGCAUAAAGUUAGUAACAUCAUUGAUACAAUGAUUACAGAUGCUUUGCUCAAAGCAGACUGCUUCAUAGAGAUUACAGGCGCCGAAGGAAAAAAGUACAGUAUUUCUACAGCGAUUGAUGACAUGGAAGCUUUCACAAAAUUAACAGAUAAUGUUUAUCAACAGAUUCUGUACUCUAAUGAUCCCAAAUUGGAGGCAGCGCAAAAGAUUUUAAAGAAAAUUGAAUGCCGUGAACUGUACAAGUAUGUGGGUGAGACUCAGCCAAUGAAACAAAUAAAGAUACAGAGGGAAGAUUUUCAAAACCUUCCAGAAGAGGUUGCCAAUGCUAAACCUGAGGGAGUAUUUUCAGAUGCUGAAAUGGAAGCUGAACUGAAAGCUGAAGAUUUCAUAGUAGAUGUUAUCAACAUGGAUUAUGGAAUGCAAGACAGGAAUCCAAUUGAUCGUGUUGACUUCUAUUGUAAGAGUGACUUCAAUAAAGCAAUCAAGAUUUCGAAAAAUCAGGUCUCACAGCUUUUACCAGAGAGAUUUGCAGAGCAGCUCAUUCGAGUAUACUGCAAAAAGAUGGAUGAAAAAAGUUUAUAUAGAGCACGGCAGCAUUUUGUUCAGUGGUGCUUAUUGAAAAAUUUCACUAAACCACAGGUGAGUGGCUUUUUGUCACAUACUUUGCAUAAUUUUUUAUUUUUAAAUAGAAAGCAAAUAAGAUCUUUACUCUGGGGCAGAGGUGUGUUUUGUUGGGGAGGCCACACUCAGCUGUGCUCUGAGAUCUUUUCUGAAAGUCUCAGAGGAACCAUAUGACCAUAUCAGGAUGUCAGGAAUUGAACCCAGGUCAGCCACUUUCAAGGCAAGGACCUUACUCAUUAUACUAUUUUUCUGUCCCCUUGUUUUUACUUCUCUUUGAAAAGUUCUCAUUGAAAGUAUAAUCGCUAUAUUUGUUUAAGAUUUUAGGGUGGAUAUUUUUAGUUUGGAGGCCAUACCUGAUGUUGCUCAUAACUCUUUGUAGCUCAGAGUCGGGGGACUGGGCGUGCUAGGACUCAAACCCAGGCUUCCUAUGUGAAAAGCUGCACCAUCUCUCUAGCCCCCCAUGUUUUAGCUUCUUACACCCUCUGCUUCUAAGACCUGGUGUCAGUUCAUUCUAGGGCCACCCCUCAUUUGGCAGUGGGGGACUCAAAGUUACAUCUUUGUAGGCUGGUAAAUAGCUUAAGUACUAGAUGCCUUGCAUGUAAGAGGCCAGCGAGUUAGAUUUCCAGAAUCCUUAGUAUUCUAUUUUCUUAGAAAAACAAUUAUUUUAUGAACUCUUAACUCUUCGGACAUAUGAUUGCGGUGGCGCUUGUUGCUGUCUUCAAUUUGGAAAUGAGGCAAGGCUCAACACUGAAAACAAAUCCUUACCACAGGGCCAGAGUGAUAAUACAGCGAGUAAGACAAGCACCUAAAUCCCCUAAGCACCGCCAGGCCACGCAUUGUAGGGAGUCCCCCUAG
Molecule: messenger RNA, 2677 nt
Organism: Sorex araneus (European shrew)
Lineage: Eukaryota; Metazoa; Chordata; Mammalia; Eulipotyphla; Soricidae
Gene: SAMHD1
Product: SAM and HD domain containing deoxynucleoside triphosphate triphosphohydrolase 1
Exons: 15
Coding region: 62-1996 (644 amino acids)
Biological process (GO): defense response to virus; regulation of innate immune response; dGTP catabolic process
Cellular component (GO): nucleus
Molecular function (GO): protein binding; dGTPase activity
Source: RefSeq, a predicted model, not a curated record